Magallana angulata is the source of this 1824-nucleotide messenger RNA. RefSeq names its product T-complex protein 1 subunit beta-like. Gene Ontology annotation, molecular function: ATP hydrolysis activity; ATP-dependent protein folding chaperone; ATP binding. Bases 100 to 1692 code for a protein of 530 amino acids. Gene Ontology annotation, cellular component: chaperonin-containing T-complex; cytosol. The record is from RefSeq and is a predicted model, not a curated record. Gene Ontology annotation, biological process: protein folding. The transcript has 16 exons. Lineage: Eukaryota; Metazoa; Mollusca; Bivalvia; Ostreida; Ostreidae.
CGGAAGUUUCUUUAGUUUAACAAGGGAAGCUUCGAGACUAAUAUAUUUCUGGUUUAUUUUGGAUUAUUUAGAAAGAAGGACACCUCAUUCAAAAGAAAUAUGGUGUCGCUAAAUCCAGUACAGAUCUUUAAUGCAGGAGCAGAGGAGGAAAAGGCAGAAACUGCUCGAUUGUCCUCAUUUGUUGGAGCCAUUGCUAUUGGAGAUCUGGUUAAAAGCACGCUUGGGCCAAAAGGGAUGGACAAAAUUUUACAAAGCUCUGGUGGAAUUCAAGUAACUAAUGAUGGAGCUACUAUCCUGAAAUCCAUUGGAAUUGACAACCCAGCAGCAAAAAUCUUAGUUGACAUCUCAAAAGUCCAAGACGAUGAGGUAGGGGACGGGACCACAUCAGUCGUAGUGCUGGCCAGUGAACUGCUGAGGGAGUCAGAGGCGUUGAUUUCCCAAAAGAUCCACCCCCAGACAAUCAUCACAGGAUGGAGGAAGGCCACAGAUGAGGCCCGGCGGGCCCUACAGAGCUUUGCCCGGGACAAUGGAAAUAAUGAGGCCAAAUUCCGAGAAGAUCUGAUGAACAUUGCCCGCACCACCCUCAGCUCCAAGAUCCUCACCCAGUACAAGGAUUACUUCUCCAAGCUAGCCGUGGAUGCAGUUCUCAGGUUAAAGGGCAGUGGCAAUCUAGAUGCAAUUCACUUAAUCAAGAAAUCUGGAGGAGGAUUACAAGACUCGUAUUUAGAUGAAGGUUUCUUGUUGGAUAAGAAAAUUGGAGUAAACCAACCAAAGAGAAUUGAAAAUGCCAAGAUCUUAAUCGCCAAUACACCUAUGGACACAGACAAAAUUAAGGUAUUUGGAAGCAAAGUGAAAGUAGACGCUGUCUCAAAAGUAGCUGAACUAGAAUUAGCAGAAAAGGAAAAGAUGAGAGACAAAGUCAACAAAAUCAUCAAGCAUGGCUGUAAUGUGUUCAUCAAUAGGCAAUUAAUCUAUAACUACCCUGAGCAGUUGUUUGCUGAUGCCGGGGUGAUGGCCAUUGAACAUGCAGACUUUGAAGGAGUGGAGAGAUUGGCAUUGGUUACAGGUGGUGAAAUUGUGUCCACGUUUGACGCCCCUGAGAGCGUUCGUCUAGGAAAAUGUAAGCUGAUUGAAGAAGUGAUGAUUGGCGAGGACAAACUCAUUAAGUUCUCUGGAGUGGAGAUGGGUGAGGCCUGUACCAUUGUACUGAGGGGCGCCACCAAACAGAUCCUGGAUGAGGCUGAGCGGUCCCUCCACGACGCCCUGUGUGUCCUGACCCAGACCGUCAAGGAAACCAAGACUGUGUUCGGCGGAGGAAGUGCCGAGAUGCUAAUGGCUGAUGCUGUCUCUAAGCUGGCAGCAAAGACUCCUGGGAAGGAAGCUGUGGCCAUGGAGGCUUAUGCCAAGGCUUUGAGAAUGCUACCUACCACCAUUGCUGACAAUGCUGGAUAUGACAGUGCCCAGCUGGUCUCAGAACUAAGGGCUCUACACACAGCCGGAAAACACACAAUGGGACUAAACAUGAAGGAAGGCGAGGUAGGAGACAUGGAGAAGCUCGGGAUCACCGAAUCCUUCCAGGUGAAGCGCCAGGUGUUGAUGAGUGCCUCGGAGGCCGCCGAAAUGAUCCUACGUGUCGAUGACAUCAUCAAAGCGGCUCCACGACCACGACAACCCGAUCAUAGGCACCACUAAGUUACAUUGUGUUUGAUAGUGACUUCUGAUGCUUGAACUUGUGAACAAAUUUAUAAUAUUAUAAACCCUUCAGUGUAAUAUUUAACCAUUUUUUUUGUACAUCAAAUGAAUAAAACAAAAAAUCUGUCUUCA